AUGACAUCGACUGACGUCAAAAAAUACGAUAUCCCACUCCAUCAAUACCGUAUGUUGGCGGCGUCGACCGAUGUCGACUAUCCAUACUUUCCGUUUCGCAUCUCGAUCGACUUCGUGCUCGUCCACAACUCACUGAAUUCGUCGAAACACCGCUAUCGGCAGUUCUUCGAGAAGGCGGCUGCCAAAGAGGGUUUGGUGGUCCGAAACGAGAAGGUCGACGAUUUGGAGUUCACGCUCAUCUCGACGCCGUUUCAUCGAUUAUGCCGCGAAGCCGAAUUGUCGCAAAUGAGCUUCCCAUUAAAGGAUUGUCCGAUCGCGCCGGCGAUUCCGUCGUGCUGUGUUCCAUUGUCGCGCGUGUUCGUCACCGACGACACCGUGCGUUUCGUGAACGCGCCGUUCCAACGCAAAAACGGCCACCUGUUCGCCAACUACACCAACGAGCGCCAAUUUUUGACGCCCGCCCAAAAGGGAUUCUUGACGCAUCAGAUUCUGGCGCGAAUCGACGUCAGUCGUGACGUCGAGGCGAAUCGCGUCGACGGCGACGCCAACUCGUCGGCGGCGUCGCUCAUCGCCGAUGCGCCUUUGAGGCGAAAAGGACUCAAUUGGCUUCUGAUGCAAGACGCCUAUACCGAUGCGUUUGUGCUUCACGCGCCGAGUACGGAAGAGCCGUAUUUUCGCGAGAUGAAAACGAAAUGCGAGUCAAACUACACGCAAUUCAUCGCCGAAAUCGACGACGAUCCGCGAAAAUCGCUCGGCGACUCAUGGCGACGAUGGCUCAAAUUUCAGCCGUUGAACAAAAUUCGCGAGUAUUUCGGCGAACAAAUCGCCUACUAUUUCGCGUGGCAGGGCACGUUCGUCACACUCCUCUGGCCGGCCACCAUUUUCGGUUUGAUCGUGUUCGUCAGCGGGCUCGUCGACGGCGUCGGCGAGGCGCCGUGGCGUCGCGACGACGACGACGACGCGCCGCUGACGGCGAAACUCGCCGAAUGGCUCAUCGGCUCGUUCGACACGCCGAUGAACGCCGUCUACGCCGUCUUCAUGUCGAUUUGGGGAAGUGUUUUUGUGCAAAUUUGGCGACGCAAUAAUUCGGUGUUGUCGUAUGAGUGGAAUGUUGAGGAGAUUCAUGUCAUCGAGCCCGAUCGACCCGAAUUUCGCGGCUCGAAAACCACUGAGGACCCAAUAACCGGCGAGGACAUCUGGAUCUCGCCGGCCGUCGUCCGCUACCUCCGCCUCGUCGCCUCAUUCCUCUUCGUGUGCCUCUCGAUGCUUCUCGUCGGCACCUCGGUGAUGCUGGUGGCGUUGGUCAAAUUCUGGACGUCGCACCGUUUCGAGUGUUCGCCGACGGCCGACUUCUCAUUGCGCUGCUGGUCGCUGACGGCGUUCGCGCCGUCGCUUCUCAACACGCUCUCGACGAUGGGUCUCGGCGCGAUCUACAAUCGUCUCGCCGAGCGGCUCAAUCGUUGGGAGAAUCAUCGAACGCUCACCGAGCACAACAACGCGCUCAUCGUCAAAAUUUUCGCGUUUCAAAUGGUCAACACCUACACCUCGUUGUUCUAUGUCGCGUUCAUUCGACCCGAAACUCAUGGUUUCCAGAAGAACGGCCUGUUCGGCCUCGGCGAGUCGUUCAAAGACACGUGCGCGGCGGGCACGUGCGGCUCUCUGCUCGCCGUCCAGCUCGUCUCGCACGCGCUCAUCAAACCGUUGCCGAAAUUCGCGAAAGACGUCGUCGUGCCGUAUUUGGUGCGAGCGUUGCGCGCUCGCCGCUGGACGUCGUCGUCGUCGUCGUUCUGCGAGUCCGACGAUCGCGCCGCCAACGUGCUCGUCCGCGAAUGGCUCAAACCGUGCGCCGGCGAUUUCGUGUUGUGGGAGAUGAACGAGAAAAUCAUCAUGUUCGGCACGACGAUGAUGUUCGCCUCUCUAUUCCCAUUGGCGCCAUUAUUCACCCUAAUUAUCGGGCUCAUUGACAUUCGAAUCGACGCCCAUCGACUUUUAUGGUUCAACCGGAAGCCGAUUCCGCAAAUCUCGAACGGAAUCGGCAUUUGGUUGCCGAUUCUCACGUUUCUGCAAUAUUGCGCCGUGUUCACCAAUGCGUUUAUUGUCGCCUUCACAUCGGACUUUUGCCCGAAAUUCUUCAAGGACGUCAUGUAUUGCAGCAUCGAGAAUCGCCUACUAAUUGUGAUAAUCUUCCAAAAUCUCGUGUUCCUUCUCAAAUACGCGCUGUCGGCGAUGAUUCCGUCGAUACCGGCGUCGAUAAAAGUGGCGAAACGCAAGAAGCACUAUAUUUUGGGACAAAUACUGGAGAAGGGCGACGUGCCGCAUCGGAUUCGCAAUAGGAAGCGAACGCGAUUCGCGAAAAUCGCGUGGAUCACGUCGAAUCGGCGGACGACGAAGACCGGCCGCAGACGGGCGGUGCAGAAGACGCGCGUCGAAACCCUUAACUAA
Caenorhabditis bovis is the source of this 2442-nucleotide messenger RNA. The record is from the annotation of a GenBank genome assembly. NCBI's taxonomy places the organism in Eukaryota, Metazoa, Nematoda, Chromadorea, Rhabditida, Rhabditidae.